Myodes glareolus (Bank vole) is the source of this 1791-nucleotide messenger RNA. Its product is annotated as olfactory receptor 287. Gene Ontology annotation, cellular component: membrane. Gene Ontology annotation, molecular function: olfactory receptor activity; G protein-coupled receptor activity. Gene Ontology annotation, biological process: G protein-coupled receptor signaling pathway. Lineage: Eukaryota; Metazoa; Chordata; Mammalia; Rodentia; Cricetidae. The record is from RefSeq and is a predicted model, not a curated record.
GGACAGACAAUGGGCAGAUGGCACGCACACCUGACUGAGUGGCUUCCUGCCGCAUGGACAUGGCUUCUGCUGCCUACCCAGUUACUCCUAAGGUGGAACUGGGCUUGCCUGGGUCCUGGGAUUGUAGGACAAGGUAAGUAGACUCCACAGAGAACAGAAAAGAGCCAGUCCCCUCACUUCCUGAGCCCUCUUCUUGUCAGCUUGGUAGUUCAUGUCCCCCAAAUACUCAAUGGCUUGGGGCACUGGCCAGAACCUGUCCACACCGGGACCAUUCAUCUUGCUGGGCUUUCCCGGGCCACGGAGCCUGCGUGCUGGACUCUUCCUCCUUUUCCUGGUCAUGUAUCUGCUCACAGUAGCUGGAAAUCUAGCCAUCAUCUCCCUGGUAGGGGCCCACAGAUGCCUGCAGACACCCAUGUACUUCUUCCUCUGCAACCUCUCCUUCCUGGAGAUCUGGUUCACCACAGCCUGUGUGCCCAAGACCCUGGCCACCUUUGCUCCCCCGGGUGGAGCCAUCUCCUUGGCUGGCUGUGCCACGCAGAUGUACUUCGUCUUUUCGCUGGGCUGCACUGAGUACUUCCUGCUGGCUGUGAUGGCUUAUGACCGCUAUUUGGCCAUCUGCCUGCCCCUACGUUAUGGUGGCAUCAUGACACCCGGGCUGGCGACACGAUUGGCCCUUGGAUCCUGGCUGUGUGGCUUUUCUGCCAUCACGGUGCCUGCUGCCCUCAUCGCCCGCCUCUCCUUCUGUGGCUCACGGGUCAUCAACCAUUUUUUCUGUGACAUCGCACCCUGGAUAGUGCUGUCCUGCACCGACACGCAGGUGGUGGAGCUGGUGUCCUUCGGUAUUUCCUUCUGUGUCAUUCUGGGCUCGUGUGGUAUCACGCUGGUCUCCUAUGCCUACAUCAUCACUACCAUCAUCAAGAUUCCCUCUGCUCAGGGUCGGCGCCGUGCCUUCUCCACCUGCUCCUCCCACCUUACAGUGGUCCUGAUUUGGUAUGGCUCCACUAUCUUCUUGCAUGUGAGGACCUCGGUAGAGAGCUCCUUGGACCUCACCAAGGCCAUCACAGUGCUCAACACCAUUGUCACACCAGUGUUGAACCCUUUCAUAUACACCCUGAGGAACAAGGAUGUGAAGGAGGCUCUGCGCAGGACAGUGAAGGGAAAGUAAGCCCCUUCCCACGUGCGUCUCCCCUCAGAGGCUGCUCUGCAGGACUGGCCUCGGCUGCCCUGUGGGCCUGUGCCAGUGUUCAACACUCUUCUCUGUGUGGCUCAGAACAACACCCACCCUAGUUUCUGCUUUCAUGACAUUGUCUUGUAAUGUUUGCUGUCCCUCCUGGUUUUAGGAAGAUUCUGGAAAGGAAACAGGGUGCUGGGUCCCUAGGAGUUCCCUUCCAAGGGAUUAAAUAUUGGAUGCUAUGCACCAGUUCUGGCCAGACCCUCUACUAGGUCUGCAUCUUGGUCCAAUAGGCUCUUUACCACCCUACAAAUGUCACCCAGCCAUACUUGGAUUCUCCAAAAAGGAUAUGCUAGGCUAUCAGGAGUCCAUGAAGACAGAGGUUAACCAUGGUGACAAAGUGAACAAAAACAAAAAUAAAAAACAAAAACUAAGCACAGAUGACUCAGAGGAAGUUGGCAUCGUUCAAGGGCUCUGUGGGAUCACACUAGGGUCUCAGAGCACGUCCACCACACUUCAUACCUUUCUGGGUCUUUAGCUGUUGGAAGUGGAGGUACAGGAAGGGGUCAGAGGGUCAUGGGGCCAUGGACGCCCGAGUAGUUUCAGGUUCUGCUUGGAAU